Pyrenophora tritici-repentis Pt-1C-BFP is the source of this 1056-nucleotide messenger RNA. Its product is annotated as autophagocytosis protein. Gene Ontology annotation, molecular function: Atg8-family ligase activity. Gene Ontology annotation, cellular component: phagophore assembly site; cytosol. The record is from RefSeq and is a predicted model, not a curated record. NCBI's taxonomy places the organism in Eukaryota, Fungi, Ascomycota, Dothideomycetes, Pleosporales, Pleosporaceae. Gene Ontology annotation, biological process: autophagosome assembly; autophagy of mitochondrion; nucleophagy.
AUGGCCUACAACUUUGUGAGGUCCUACAUCGACACUUUCCGCGAGCGCACUGCCGCUAUCAGCCACACGUCGACAUUCCGCGAGACGGGUCAGAUAACACCAGAAGAGUUUGUGCUGGCUGGCGACUUCCUUGUCUUCAAGUUUCCUUCGUGGCAAUGGGCAGAUGCGUCAUCGCCUGCGAAACGCGUCUCUUACUUGCCUGAAGGAAAACAGUUCUUGGUAACGCGCGGCGUGCCUUGUCAUAGGCGGCUCGACGACAACUUCGCGGGAGAGGCUGGCCAAGACGAGACGAUCGUUAGGGAUGGAUUUACUGCGGGGGAAGGCGCGACCGACGACGACGGCUGGCUGAGGACAGGCGGCAUGGCGGCGAGUCAAGAGGCCAAGGUGCGCGAUGUCCGGACCGUGGACGAGAGCGGCAACCUGGGCGCGGCAGAGGACGAAGAUGAGAUACCCGACAUGGAAGAUAUUGAGGACGACGAAGAGGCCAUAAUAAGGGACCCCAAGUCUGAGUCAAAUACCCAAGCUCCUCUCCGCACAUAUACUCUAUAUAUCACAUACUCGGCACAUUACCGAACACCGCGAUUAUAUCUCUCGGGUUACGGCUCGACAUCUGUGCCCCUGAAGCCCCAAGAGAUGAUGGAAGACAUUGUAGGAGACUACAAAGACAAGACAGUCACCAUCGAAGAUUUUCCAUUCUUCGAGAAUCCGCUCAAGACUGCAUCGGUACACCCCUGCAAACACGCCUCUGUUAUGAAAGUGCUCCUUGAUCGCGCCGAUGCUGCCUUGAAGCUGCGACUUGCCAAGCUCAAGGCAGGCAAGGACGUCAGCAAGCUCGACAGCGGCAUGGAAGCCUUGGUAGAUGACACACGGUUGCUGAAGCUUACCGAGCAAGCCAAGGGCAAGGAUGGCGAAGAGGCCAAAGAUGACUGGGAAGUUCUGAGCGAGGGCGGUGACGACGAGGUAGCUAUCCGCGUGGAUCAGUAUCUUGUCGUCUUCCUCAAGUUCAUGGCCAGUGUCACGCCAGGUAUAGAACAUGACUUCACCAUGGGAGUGUGA